UCAUAAUUUCUCAAACAAUUUCAAAAAUGACGAAAUAUCUCCUCUUCUUCUUCGCUCUCAUCCUCCUCGUUUCUCUUUCCUCCCAAACCGCCGACCCGAAAACCCAAAACCCGACCCGGACCCCAUCGCCGGCCCACACCGAGCUGACCCGCUACGGCUUCCCAAUCGGGCUCCUCCCUUCUCCGGUCAAAAACUACACCGUCAACCCCCUCACCGGCGACUUCGUCGUCGACCUCGGCGACGCGUGCAAGAUCACGCUCCCGCCGGACAACUACUUGGCCACGUAUUCCAAGAAAGUCACCGGCAAAAUCAACCACGGCCGGAUCGCCGAAAUCAACGGCAUCAGCGUCCGGGCCUUCUACCAGUGGUGGUCGAUCACCGGAAUCAGGUCCAGCGGCGAGAAUUUGGUGUUUGAGGUCGGCAUGGUGACGGCGAGGUACCCCUCUAAGAACUUCAAUGAUAGUCCGGCUUGCGAGGGCCGACGCCACUCCGCUUCUUAACAGGGUUCUACUUUGCUCCGGUCUCCAUCAAUUAGAUUAUGUGAUGGUGUCCAGUUUUUAAUUCCAAUACUAAUGCUACUUAAGCAAAGGUUGAUUUCAGACAUUUGUAUGAUCAGAACUCUACGAGGGCAAUAACCAUCAUCCUUUAUCCUUCGUCCAUCAUCUAUCUUAUAUGUAUAUAUUCAACAAGUCUAGUGUUGGGACUUUGGUGAUUAAGAACUGUAAGAUGGUAAUUAGUUGUUUACAAUGACACAAUUUGAAAUAUCAAUUUCAUGUAUUAUCAAUCAUAAUAAGAGCUUGUUCAUGCUCAAAUUCACCGUAUA
Messenger RNA from Rosa chinensis, 823 nucleotides. RefSeq lists its product as uncharacterized. NCBI's taxonomy places the organism in Eukaryota, Viridiplantae, Streptophyta, Magnoliopsida, Rosales, Rosaceae. The record is from RefSeq and is a predicted model, not a curated record. Bases 27 to 500 code for a protein of 157 amino acids. The transcript has 2 exons.